Salvia splendens (bonfire salvia) is the source of this 1619-nucleotide messenger RNA. RefSeq names its product F-box protein CPR1-like. Gene Ontology annotation, molecular function: protein binding. The transcript has 2 exons. The record is from RefSeq and is a predicted model, not a curated record. The coding region runs from base 233 to 1495 and encodes 420 amino acids. Lineage: Eukaryota; Viridiplantae; Streptophyta; Magnoliopsida; Lamiales; Lamiaceae.
UCGUACUCAUGAAAAAAACUUUCACCAUUUUAAGAAACAUUGGUGCUCUUGCUGCUCACAGUAGUUGGGCAGCUCAUCAUGCCUCCCUUUCUAUAUAUGGCUAUACAUUUCACAACCUUUUCAUGAAACCACAUUUCAAUUUUUGAGCUUAGUUUUUUUCCCUCGAUUUACAGCUCCAGCUGCAACGCAUCAACGGCAACCACCGUUUUCGCCCACCCUACUUCACCGCAAGAUGAAGCAUGAGAGAGGUAAAAAAUCCAGAAAACAGAGAGAAGCUUCCAAAACUCAAAAAUCAGGCGAAGGUUUGCUGUCAUUUCUACCACCUGAAAUCAUAAUCAACAUCCUCUCAUCAAGACUCCCCAUUCGAACCACUGUAAGUUGCAAGAGCGUUUGCAAGCCAUGGCUUGAUCUGCUCGAGACUCGUGAGUUUGUGAAGUCUCAUAUUUCUAAAUCAGUCCCCGGCCUCGCGGUCUUUUUGGAGGGAGAAUACCCGAAGCCAUACAAAGUCUUCGAAUAUGUAGACGAGCUUAGUCCUAAGCGUGUGCCUCGUUGGAAUGUGGUGUUGAACUUCAACCUCCCUUGUACUGAGCCACCUUAUAGCUCAGUUGAUGGUUUGCUCUUUCUGUGCAGUCGAGGCAUAAUGUCCCGUGAGAUUUUCAAACAUGGUACCCUUAGGAGGGAAGAUAUUUGGUGGCCCCGUGAUCUCUUCAUAUGCAAUCCAAUUACUCGCGACUACAUAAAGAUCCUUUGCCCUCCGGAGUUCUCCUCCUCAAAACGUAGGGUUCAUGUGGAUACUUUUGGAUUUGGAGUGAGUAGAACGACAUGUCAGUAUAAGAUGGUCCGGGUUUUUCACAAGUUGGUACUGAAUAGGGAACUGGGUACAGCAGAACUUGUUGAACCAAAAUGCCAAGUAUACACAGUUGGAACUGGAUCAUGGAGUGGGAUUUCCUCUAUUGGCCCAUUCAAGUACGAAGGCAAUGCGAAAGGGGCGUUUCUUAAUGGAAACAUUCACUGGAUGGUAAGGGACAUGUACGGCUCCUCUGUGUGGAUCUCAUGCUUUGAUCUCGAAACAGAACUCUUUAGCACGUUCUGUCCCCCGCCUUGCAAUGAUGGUCGGGAAGAGUGUCUGAACGUGUCUACUUUUAAGGAUUGUCUCUGUUUGUGCGACAACUCAUCACACAGUGAGAUUGUUAUUUGGUUGAUGAAGGAGUAUGGCGAUGAGACGUCUUGGACAAAGGAAUUCGUGAUCCGAAAAAGAGAUGGCGAUUAUAAUGAAGGGCUUAUGUGCCCCAUCAAAGCUUUCCCAAACGGUGACAUCUUGAUGGCUCUGGAAUACAGCAAGCUGCUGACGUUAUACUACUCCAGCAAGACUAAGACGUUUCGCCACGUUGAUCUGUUCGGUCUGCAGAGCCGAUUCUGCAUUCGUGCAGUCGCUUAUGCCCCGAGUUUUCUUCCUCUCAAAACUCUCGCAACAGAGAACGUGAUUUCCUUCUGAUUCCCUGCAAAUCUAAGUAUGACCAAAUGCUGAUUUUCUUGAUUUCCUGUUGGCAUUCUAUGAUAACUCUUCCUUGAUGUCAAAGGCUGUUGAUUUAAUAUAUUUAGCAGGAUUAUUCAGUUUA